UAUUCCGUUCUACACCCUUCUUGAAUUCCGGGAUUUCAAAACAGAAAUUAUGUGAAGUGCGAGUGCCUAGAAAUUUUUAAACAUUCGAUGGAAUAAUUCUGAGAUGGAAUCGCUUAAAUUGUGUCUGCUUGUUGGAAGCAUUUUUGCUUCUUGUGAAAGUGCUAAAGAUUAUUAUUUUGUGACUGCACCAAAUGUGAUAAGGUUUAAUCACCACGAGACAGUACUGGCCAAUAUAUUUGGCAACGGUAAAAACAUAAAAGUAUCGGUCUGGCUUGAGCAUAGGGGUACUAUAUUUUCCUUGCAAACUUUGACAGUUCCAAAUGAGAAAAACCCAGUGAACACAACUGUUAGAGUGACAGAGUCGGAUAUUUUUGACACUGUUAUAGAAGGAAAACCAAGGUUUAUUCACUUAUGCUCACGGCGAGGAGUCGAACACGAAAUAUGCAAUGAGAUAGUAAUCAGCUAUAAGACGGGCUAUCUGAUCGUACAGACGGACAAACCUAUAUACACACCACUACAGAAAGUGAAGAUAAGAGUUCUAGCUCUUGACGAGUCCUUAAAGAGGGUGUCUGGAAAUCAAUGGCAGAUAACCAUGGAUAUUGUCAGCCCAUCAAACCUGACUCUCGGCAGAAGAGUAUUUACAAACACAAAGUCCAGCGGAUUUUAUCAAAAUGCUUUUUCUUUACCGCCUUACCCGGAAAUUGGAACAUGGACAGCUCGUGCAUUCUAUGGUGGUCAGUAUGAAACAGUGGCAAGGUCUUUUUUUCAAAUUGAAGAAUACGUUUUGCCGACAUUUGGUGUGACCAUUGACGUGUCCCAGCCGUACAUUUUGUUGAAUCAAUCCAAGGAAAGCAAGAUUGACAUAACAGUUAUAGCUAAGUAUGUGUACGGGAAGCCGGUAGCAGGAAAGGCAAGAUUGUCUUUAAAUGUCACACACGAGAGUGGAGAGAAUAAAUAUCUUCUUGAUAUGAACCGAAAAGAUCUUGAACAGGGAAUAGCAGAAUUCAGUAUAAAGAUAGGUGAUAAUUUCGGGUCCGAGGAGGAAAAAAAGGAACUAUUUCCGGAUGGAAGUCGACUUUUAGUUAUCGCUACAGUGUUUGAAAGUGCGACAGGGAAAGAGGAAAGCACAUUUAACGAUGCGACAGUAUUUGCUAGACAAUUGUAUAUUUUCAAAUUUACUAGAUCUAAGCGAUACUUCCGACCAGGAAUGAAAUACUUUGCUAAGGUUGAUGUGUAUACUCCAGACGGUGCACCUGCAACCGGUGCGAAAAUCACAGUGGAAAGAAUUGCUAAAGAUGGUAGCUUUAUUGAAUCUAAGGAAGAAGACUUAAACAGCGACGGGAAAGCACUUGCUAUUUUUUCAACAUCAGAUAGUAAUCCUCUUAGAUUUAAAGUUAUUGGGCCACGUUCUGCACCCCGACAAGAAAGCGAGGUUUUUGAAGUUAUGGCAUAUGAAGACAAAAACCAAAUUCGGGUGGAGAUGGUAACGACAGACGAUGACAAAAUGUUAAUGAAUGCCUACUCAAAUUUGCAGCUAAAUAAGGUUGGUCCUAGUUACACUGGAAUGUUGUUUGUGAUUGUUACACGAGGUAAAAUUGUACGCGUGGUUUUCAAGAAACCUGGACUUGAAGUUUCCGAACAAAUUGAUGAAGCUUUGCAAGAACUAAUCAAUCCGACUGCAAGGUUGUUAGUGUUUUACGUUGAGGAACUGACGGACAAGGUUGUUGUAGACUCUAUCAAAAUUGACGUGGAUGCAAAGUGUAGAGGCAGCGGGCUAUCUUUAAAACCCCAACAAUAUACUUUGAUUCCCGGGUCAACGGAUAAACUUACAGUUACUGGGACACCUUUCUCUUGGGUUGGCCUUAAUGCUAUGGACAAAGCCUUGUUACUUCUCAAUGAUAAAAACGUGCUGAUGAAAAAUCAGAUGUUCGAUGCCCUGAGGUCACAUGAUCUUGGAUGUGGUGAAGGUAGUGGUAAAAAUAAUGGAGACGUUUUUAAGAAUGCAGGUCUUUCCAUAUUGACGAACGCCAUUAUCGACCCGGAUAUGUACCGUUCAGAAGAAGGCUGUGAAGAAAACUCUCGGAAAAAACGUGCAGCUGAAAACUGCAAUGGUGCAAAUGAAAGGUGUUGUGUAUAUGGUACAUGGUAUGCUGAGAAAGUUUUUAACGACACUGAAAAAGAUGAAAGAGCAAAAUUAGAUUCUUACACGUUGUGCUACUCUGCUGCAAAGAAAGCAUUUGAAACUAACAACUAUGCUAUCAAAUGUAUCCUGUCUAUCUUACAUUCUUGUACAGACGAGAUGGAGACUUUGAUUUCAAAAAUUACUCAACUUUCGUCAAGGUCAUUAGAAGACGUUAGUUAUUAUGCAAACGAUUUAAAGUACCUAGCCGAAAAAGGAGUCAGACCCCAUAAACGGACUGAUUUUAGGGAGUCAUUUUUGUUUGAAGAAGUGCAGUUAGAUACGAAUGGACAGACAAGUAAAGAGUAUGGUUACCCUGACUCCAUUACAGAGUGGAGGAUACAAGCUAUUGGAAUCACUGAGAACAUGGGGCUGUGCAUUGCUGAUCCAGUAGAUGUCACUGUGUUUAGAAAGUUCUUCAUACAACUAGACCUUCCAUACAAAGCAACCAGAUUUGAAUUAUUCGACGUAAAGGCCACACUUUUCAACUACGGAUUGGCAACUGAUAAACUCAAACAUGCAAACAUGUACUUGGAAGCAGUGGAAGGUUUGUGCUACGGAACAGCACCAGGUAAGCCCUCGCCAAGGAAAGAGAUUGAAGUCAGUCCAAACAGUGCAACUACUGUCCGAUUUCCAAUGAUACCACUUAAGGCGGGAAAAUUUUCGGUGAAAAUUACAGCCAUCGUCACUGACAUGGGAAUACCAGAUGUUGACAUAAUUGAGAAGGAUCUAUAUGUUGUAAAUGAGGGUAUUCAGGAAAUAAUAACGAUUCAAGUUUGUUUAGAUCCAAAAAAGCAAAGUGAAGACUGCGAAGAUGACGACAGAGUUCAAACAAGCAUUAAAUAUUCAAAUACUGAAUAUGCGGAGCAAACAUCCUCAGUUGACCUAUCACUACCAAAUAAAGCAAUACAAGGCACAGGUUCGGCCACGGCAUAUUUGCAAGCCAACGUCAUGGACAACGUAGUGCAGAACAUUCUUAGUGGUGCUGAAAGUUUAUUCCAAUGUCCACAUGGUUGUGGAGAGCAGACAAUUGGCACAACCGCUCCUAAUGUGUACGCCAUGAUGUAUUUGAAGCAAACAAAUCAGGUCACUGCAGCUUUUGAGGUCAUUGGCGAUACUAAUAUUCGAUAUGGUGUAAACAGAGAGAAGAGUUUGUUCCGGCAUUCGGACGGCUCCUACUCCUGCUGCAAUAAUGAUAUAUAUACUCGAUAUUACAGAGCAACAAGUGUUUGGUUAACAGCCUUUGUAGCUAAAGUAUUCUGUCAUGCAAAUACUGUCAUCGAUGAUCUGCUUGAUGUGAGAAUUGACAUUUAUCCGACCUUAGACUUUUUGAAAAAUCACAUGAACAGAAACGGGGAGUUUAGGGAGAUACAGGACACAAAUAAUGGUGCUUGGUUAAAGGGAGCUACAAAAGCGGGCAGUACACCUUCUCUCACUGCAUUUGUUUUGAUAAGUCUUUUGGAAUGUAAUUAUAUGCAGUCGAGCUUACAUCACACUAUUGGUCUUGCAACAAACUACUUGGAAGGUUUGGAUAAAACAUGGCUUAGAAACAGACCGUUUGAUCUUGCAAUAACUACUUAUGCCCUUGCUUUGGCUAAUAGCAAACAUACGUUGACUUUCAAGAAUUUGUUAGUCUCAAUUGAAAAGUCAAGGGGAAAAAAAAUUUACUGGGCAAGACAAGUGAACACUGCGGUAGAUGCUUAUGCUGUUGAAACGACGGCUUACGCUCUUUUGGCCAUGUUGAAGUUAAAUGACAUAGCGAAAGCAGGACACAUUGUACGAUGGCUGACAUCACAACAGGAUGCACGAGGUGUCUUUAAAAGUACACAGGACACUGUUGUUGGUCUGCAAGCACUUUCCCAGUACAGCAUCAGAACAUUCUCACCGGAUGUAGACCUGAAAGUGGCGUUUACUGCAAAUGAUUGGCACGGAUACGAGUUAUCUGUAAAAAAUGAAAGAUUUAAACUACAGAAAAUUGGUGACAAGUUGCCAGUUGAAAGAGGUGACAGUAAGCUUGGACUUUUGGUAACUGGGAAAUCUGGAAGUGGAAGAAUGAGAAUCGAACUUCGUUAUAACCGACCUGCAGAGGACGACGAAAUUUGUCCGUUUGAUAUAUCAGACAUUGAUGUUGGCGAUGUGUACAAGCUUCCAAAUGAUCGAAAUAUUGCCAAACUCGGGGAUUGUGACGUGUGCGGCAAGUGCAAUGCUAACCCUGCAGUUCCUGAUUAUGAUUUGCUGACAACAGAGGCUCCUGUUGAUGUUAAUAUAUCGUCAAACCUUGGGAGGAAAAAGAGGCAAGCUCAAGCAGCCGAUAUUGUUGAAAACAUGAAGUGUAUUCGAUUCAAUGUAAGAGCACUUCCGGGCAACCAGCAUGGUAUGUCGAUGAUAUAUUUCAACUUGGAAACUGGCGUUACAGUUAUAAAAGAAGAUAUGCAAAACAUAAUGAGAGAUAAUGACAAUAUUGAUGACUUUGAGAUGCCAACAAACGGAAACGGACUGGUUGUAUUUUAUCUCAACAGGCUGACAUCACAUAGAAAUGACUUUUUGUUUCGACUUGAGGAUAAUUUUGAAGGCGACAAACAGUCACGACAACCUGUAUCGGUGGAUGUGUUUGACUACUAUGAUCCAGAUAAAUAUUGUCGCAAGAUAUAUGGAACCGGUCCCAGCAAAGGUGUCGCCAUUGAUUACAAAUGUGACUCAAAGAACGAACAGUGUAGAUGUCUUAAAAGUGCCUGCUCAGUCUCAGUUGAUAAUGAGAUUUUGAACAUGAUGAGGAAAGGUCGAAAACCAGCUGUCAAGUUGCUACAGUAUACUUGUAACCCGAAUAAAGCAAACUUUGCCGAUAUCGUCAAAGUUAAAGAUGUAUGGGACGAUCCUAAUUCCAAAAAUAUUAGAGCAUUAACUGAAGUUACCGCUGGCAUACAUCCAGGGUCCGUUGAACAUAAGCAAGGCGACGAACUUGUGCUUUACUGGAAAUCAAGUUGUCCGUUUCCAAAGUUAGAGAAAGGUAAACAGUACCUUGUCAUCGCAAAAGACGGAUUUAGAGCACAAAAUGCAGCUGGGGACGACGAGUAUUUGUAUUCCGCUAUGGGUUCCACCUUAUUAAUCGAAUCAAAAGGAAAGAUAAAACUUGUUAUAAAUGCUUAUAGAAGGUGGAUGGAAAGGAAAGGGUGUUUAAAUAAAUAAAGCGUUAUAAGUCGACUCUCUGUUAGUAAAUGACAAAAAUGAUGAACUGUUUUUAUAAUUCUAAUAGUGUAUCCUAUGGUAGAUAUAAACAUGUACAUUGCAGAAGAUUCUCAAAUAAAUAUUAUUGAGAAUUGUA
Molecule: messenger RNA, 5501 nt
Organism: Ruditapes philippinarum (Manila clam)
Lineage: Eukaryota; Metazoa; Mollusca; Bivalvia; Venerida; Veneridae
Product: venom factor-like
Exons: 41
Coding region: 104-5365 (1753 amino acids)
Cellular component (GO): extracellular region
Molecular function (GO): endopeptidase inhibitor activity
Source: RefSeq, a predicted model, not a curated record